This is a messenger RNA of Pelecanus crispus (Dalmatian pelican), 264 nucleotides long. NCBI's taxonomy places the organism in Eukaryota, Metazoa, Chordata, Aves, Pelecaniformes, Pelecanidae. The record is from RefSeq and is a predicted model, not a curated record.
UGCGAAAAGCACGGCAAAGCCAUGGAGGCCAUGGAGAAGCUGAAGUCCGGCCUGCGCUUCAGUGAAGUCGCCUCGCAGUACAGCGAGGACAAGGCCAGGCAAGGGGGAGACUUGGGCUGGAUGACCAGAGGCUCCAUGGUAGGACCUUUCCAGGAAGCAGCAUUCGCCUUGCCCGUGAGCAGCAUGGACAAGCCAGUGUAUACAGACCCUCCUGUCAAAACAAAGUUCGGGUACCACAUUAUCAUGGUGGAAGGUAGAAAAUAA